GGCGCGUGUUGAAAAAGAGGAGUGCUGCCAAAGUUUGGGUCAGAUCGGCUCGUGGAGUAAGCGGUGAAGAGAGACUUGGACUAGAGUUGAGCCACACGGUCCCCACGCGAAGGACACGAGAGCUGUGCACUGCCAAGCCCCUUCUCUCCGCUCUUCUUCCUCCUCUUCCUGCGCCCUCCGCGUCCAUCACUCCACCAGCGCUGUCAUCGAGAUGGAAACGACAACCAUCACCACCACGCAGACCGCAUUCACCUUUGGACUUACCGAGCGACGCGCCAGCAUCACCCUGCACGCGCCGGCGCAGGACUGCGCCGUCCCCGCCCCGCACCCGGACGCCACCGCCGCCGGCUACCAGAGCAAGACCAAGGUGCUGAAGAGACAGCGCUCCAACUCCCCGGAGCUCCUGCGCUGCAAGCGGCGCCUGAGCUUCAACGGCCUCGGCUACUCCAUCCCGCAGCAGCAGCCCGUGGCCGUGGCGCGGCGGAACGAGCGAGAGAGGAACCGGGUCAAGCAGGUCAACAUGGGCUUCCAGACGCUGCGCCAGCACGUGCCCAACGGCGCGGCGAACAAGAAGAUGAGCAAGGUCGAGACCCUGCGGUCGGCGGUGGAAUACAUCCGGGCCUUACAGCAACUCCUGGACGAACACGACGCCGUGUCGGCCGCCUUCCAGUGCGGGCUGCCGUCCCCGACGCUGUCCAACAGCUACUCUGCGGACCCGGAGUCGCCGCACUCCUCCUACUCGUCGGACGAAGGCGGCUACGAGCCGCUGAGCUCCGAGGAGCAGGAACUGUUGGACUUCACGACCUGGUUCGACAGGUACUGAGAGACCGCUUCCAAAACCAAAACACGCGCAGCAGCGUCUGCGCGUAAAAGCAGCUGACUUCUCUCAGACAUGCUGACAGAGACUUGAUGAAGGCGUCAGAACGGUCUCGCCCUCCGUCCCUUGGAAGCGGUCCGUUGCCUCCCCUCCCUCACGCAAGGCAAUAGUGAGGUAGAGAGAGAGAGAGAGAGAGCCAGAGAGACAGUCAGAGAGAGAGGGAGCCUCUUGUUGCAUCGAGCAUCGCCCUGGCGUCCCCACAAGGAGGGAGUCGGACUCACUGGAAGUGAAGUGAUCUGUCGCUGUUGUGUUUGAAUAAGUGCAAUUAACAGGUGACUGGGCAGCAGCGGGCUCUGUGGAGACGGUGCUGGAGCUCCAGAGGACUUUGGGUGUUUGAUCGGAGCAGGGCUGCCUUCCUCUGCUGCCACGUCCGUUGGAAGACACAACAAUAAUGACGCGUCAACAGAUUUGUUGUUGUUGUUGUGGUGUUCGCCCCCCCCCCCUUUCAUAACAAAAACUGUAUCAUACAACGAAAAUGUUUUAACAUGAAGACAUAUUUUUGUACACUGAGUCAAGCAAGCAUUGUUCUCGAACAACAGAGUCACUGCCACUUUUCCUGACAAUGUUUUGCGAACCAGCUGACUGACAGACAUUGAGUCGGCACGUGUGAGUUGUGUGACUGCAGCAGCAAUAUCAUGGCUACUACCUGUGACAGACUGUACGUUGUUGUCUUUUUUUAAUAGCUAGGUGGUGAGGAGACCUUUAUUAUUAAUGUAUGCACUUGUUCUCCAUGUCCCGUAGCCUAAAAUUUGUAAAUAUUUGAUUUUAACAGAUAUAUUUUGUGUAAAACAAGUUUUAUAAAUAAAGACGAAUCUAUUUAUAUUA
This is a messenger RNA of Scophthalmus maximus (turbot), 1702 nucleotides long. RefSeq names its product achaete-scute family bHLH transcription factor 1b (gene ascl1b). Gene Ontology annotation, biological process: neuron differentiation; regulation of neurogenesis; sensory organ development. Gene Ontology annotation, molecular function: RNA polymerase II transcription regulatory region sequence-specific DNA binding; DNA-binding transcription factor activity, RNA polymerase II-specific; protein dimerization activity. The record is from RefSeq and is a predicted model, not a curated record. The coding region runs from base 212 to 823 and encodes 203 amino acids. Lineage: Eukaryota; Metazoa; Chordata; Actinopteri; Pleuronectiformes; Scophthalmidae. The transcript has a single exon. Gene Ontology annotation, cellular component: RNA polymerase II transcription regulator complex.